This is a messenger RNA of Daldinia childiae, 414 nucleotides long. RefSeq lists its product as uncharacterized. Bases 1 to 414 code for a protein of 137 amino acids. NCBI's taxonomy places the organism in Eukaryota, Fungi, Ascomycota, Sordariomycetes, Xylariales, Hypoxylaceae. The record is from RefSeq and is a predicted model, not a curated record. The transcript has a single exon.
AUGGCCACCUUCAUUCUUGAUUGGAAACCGUCGGACCCUCUCGGCCCCGAUAAGAGAGUCCCGCUGCUCUCCGGGAGAAGACUAGAGAUGUUCAAAGCUCUAGAAGACCAUGAUAACUACUAUGAGUUAUCUUUGAUGUUCCCAGCGCUAGCCAAUGAUAUGGAGAAUUUCGGAUCUAAGCUUCCGGCAUCGCGCGAGGCAUCGCUGCAGAUUCACCAAGACCACGUUAACCAAAGACCGAUGGGCAUCUUACUCCACGCCAUACCAAAAGACAUGCUGAGGUCAUUGAUAUUGGGCACCGUUGCCUUCGACCAGCUGAAGCUGACCAAAGCCAGCGCACUACGCAGACGGUCCAGGCGUGUAUGUCACCGCGAUGGCCAUCGAACGACAACAUGGGACAUGGCUCGGCCGUAG